CGUGGAUAUUCAUAAAGAGAAAGUGGCUCGAAGAGAGAUUGGUAUUUUGACAACAAAUAAGAAUACAUCAAGAACUCACAAAAUAAUAGCACCUGCAAACAUGGAACGCCCUGUAAGGUAUAUUCGGAAGCCUAUCGACUACACAGUUCUGGAUGAUGUGGGCCAUGGUGUCAAGCAUGGAAAUAACCAGCCUGCAAGAACUGGCACACUGUCGAGAACAAAUCCUCCUACUCAGAAACCACCAAGUCCUCCCAUGUCAGGCCGGGGAACGUUGGGACGGAAUACACCUUAUAAAACCCUGGAACCUGUUAAACCCCCAACAGUUCCUAAUGACUACAUGACGAGUCCUGCUCGGCUUGGAAGUCAGCAUAGUCCAGGCAGAACAGCUUCUUUAAAUCAGAGACCAAGGACACACAGUGGAAGUAGUGGAGGAAGUGGAAGUCGAGAAAACAGUGGAAGCAGUAGUAUUGGCAUUCCCAUUGCUGUGCCUACACCUUCACCACCCACUAUUGGACCAGCAGCCCCGGGCUCAGCUCCUGGUUCCCAGUAUGGCACAAUGACCAGGCAGAUUUCUCGGCACAACUCUACUACUUCUUCAACAUCUUCUGGUGGAUACAGACGAACUCCCUCUGUGACUGCUCAGUUUUCCACUCAGCCUCAUGUUAAUGGAGGUCCACUUUAUUCUCAAAAUUCAAUUUCUAUUGCUCCACCCCCUCCCCCUAUGCCUCAGUUGACUCCACAGAUACCUCUCACAGGCUUCGUGGCCAGGGUGCAGGAAAACAUUGCUGAUAGUCCAACUCCACCACCACCACCUCCACCAGAUGAUAUUCCCAUGUUUGAUGACUCUCCACCUCCACCUCCACCUCCUCCAGUGGAUUAUGAAGACGAAGAGGCUGCAGUAGUUCAGUAUAAUGAUCCAUAUGCAGAUGGGGAUCCUGCCUGGGCCCCCAAGAAUUAUAUUGAGAAAGUUGUUGCAAUAUAUGAUUAUACAAAAGACAAGGAUGAUGAGCUGUCAUUUAUGGAGGGUGCAAUCAUUUAUGUUAUAAAGAAGAAUGAUGAUGGCUGGUAUGAAGGAGUCUGCAAUCGAGUGACUGGUCUGUUCCCUGGGAACUAUGUUGAAUCAAUCAUGCACUAUACUGAUUAAAUUUUUUUUGCUUUUAAAGUAGGUUCUUAUUAUUACUCAGUCAUACUGUGGGACUAUUAUGGUUAACAGAAUUGUCUUAAUAUGUUUUAAAAUGUGCCCAUAUUUUCAAGACAUGCUGUUUUAUUGGUACAUUGAAUGUCUACCUGUAAGCAUAAAUCUUUGAGGCAGUUUAUGUAUUGCUGUUCAGCAGUUUAUACAAGAGGCUGUCUAUAACUGAUUAUGCUUACGUACUUACUUACACAUUGUUAAUGUUAUGACCAGCCUAAAUAUUCUGGGGAAGUGGGGUAUAAUAUUUAACGAAUCAUGAUUCAGAUUGUACCAUUACAUGUUUCAGUGCAGCAUGGUUACUAACGCUAUGUCAGACUAAUAUUAAAAUCAAAAAACUUAAAUGCUGGUGCUGGUCAUACUUCGUGUUUAGAUUCUCUCAUUUUAAAAAAAUAGUUUGUUUAAAGCAUGCAUAAAAUUUUAUGUAUUGAAAUAUACUUAAAAUUCCAAGAUACUUCCAAUUUGUAUAUUUACCUGGAGUACUCAUACUUAGGUCUCUUGAAUUGAGUCUCUAAGGUCUCCAUGUGAAAGAAAACAAACAAAAAGAGGGUUAUCUGUAAUGUUGUAAUUUGUACCUAAGUUUUUUAAUGAGUGAAAUUUGCAUUAUAAAAUUUUUUCCAUUCAUAAAUACAUAAGUGAACCAAAGGUUUUUGUCCUUCAUUGGUUUGCUUUAAAAAAAAAGAAAUAAAAGAUACUGAUUUAUUGCAGAAUUAUGGUUCUAUUUUCUCAAUAUGUUAGCUUGGAAAAAAUUUUAGCCUUAUCUCACUCUGUCCCAACAGCAAUCAAUGUGACAGAUUUUUGCAGAUUUAAAAUCUGAGAUAGUUAUUUACAAGUCAGUCUACUGAACUUUUUAAAGUGACUUUUGAAGCUAAGAAAAUGUGUCAAAAAGUGUGCACAUUCAUUCUGUAGGUAAAAUUCUUAAGGAUUGAUAAUCAGUCCUUCAGAUUUACAGUGGACUGCUGCACACUGGUUCGAUAAAAGGAAAUUAUAAGUAUCUUUUACAUAUCAUAAAAGUGGAUGCAGUUAAUUUGUGAAUAGGCACUAUUUAAUCCAUUACUGGCACUAGCAGCCUAAGAUUUUAAAAUAAAAUAAUUGGGAAAGAAGGUGGGUUAUGUAUUAAUCAGUGAACAGAGAUUUACCUAACCAACAGAUUUGUACUGUCUUUUGACAUAAUUGAAAUGCAAUACAUGCACUUUGUGUGUCUCCUCUUAAUUUAAGGGAGGGUUAGAGGGAUGUUUUCUCUUCUUGUGUAAAUUCUAUAUUGCUUAGGAUGUUAAAAUAGAGCACUCAAGUGUGAGUUUCUGUGUAUUGAGGAUUUGUUUGGAUUUCAAAUUACAGUUAUGUACUGGGCGUUACAGACAUAACAGCAUAGUGAAUGGUAAGACUAGUGCAAAACAUUUAUUUCUGAAAAUUAAAGACCAUUAUUGCUACCAAA
This is a messenger RNA of Galeopterus variegatus (Sunda flying lemur), 2624 nucleotides long. It is a transcript of the gene ABI1, whose product is annotated as abl-interactor 1. Lineage: Eukaryota; Metazoa; Chordata; Mammalia; Dermoptera; Cynocephalidae. The transcript is spliced from 8 exons. The coding region runs from base 101 to 1144 and encodes 347 amino acids. The record is from RefSeq and is a predicted model, not a curated record. Gene Ontology annotation, molecular function: protein binding.